Dermochelys coriacea (leatherback sea turtle) is the source of this 917-nucleotide messenger RNA. RefSeq names its product maestro heat-like repeat-containing protein family member 2B. The record is from RefSeq and is a predicted model, not a curated record. The transcript is spliced from 6 exons. Gene Ontology annotation, cellular component: cytoplasm. NCBI's taxonomy places the organism in Eukaryota, Metazoa, Chordata, Testudines, Dermochelyidae. The coding region runs from base 1 to 834 and encodes 277 amino acids.
AUGUCCUGUCAGUGGGUGGUUGACUGUAUCAGCUGCCUUCUCUGUAUACAAGGCCAGUCCAUAAACCUGGGCUCAGCGGAGGAGGAGCUGAGAUGUUUCCGUGAAGCACUAACAGCUCCAGAUCCCAAGGCUCUGUUUCAGGCAUCUUCCAAAAUGGCCAGGGUUGUUAGUGAGUACUUUCCCUCGGAACAGGCCACAGACUUUAUUGAGGCCACAUUGGAUGGUCUGCUGUCUGCUAGCUCCACCUGUGCCACAGCAGCUGGACUAUGGAUGAAGAUCAUCCUGAAGGAGUGUGGAGAUGCCAUGCUGGACAAGGUGCCAGAUAUCCUGGCUAUACUAUAUCGCCACAUGCCUACUAUCCAGGAGGGCAGCUUGAGACAGUUCCUGGUGGAGGCAGUGUCCAUUCUAGCUCACCAUCACCGAGAGGCAGUGAUCUCCAGCCUCCUCAGCAAACGUCUGCCGAUGGACAGUGACACCACUGAGCUGUGGAGAUCUCUGGGGGGGAGACCCCUUGCUUGCCACUCAAGUCCUACAAGUCCUAAUAGACAAGAUAGACUCCAACAAGAAAAGAAGGCAGCAUCACCUCAGAGACUGAAAUUGACAGGCAUUUGGCAGCUGCUGAACCUCUCUCAGCAACAUGUGCCAUCUUUGAGGUGGUGUCAGCACUGCAGUCGAGCAAAGCUGUGCAGGAGCUGCUCCCAGAGUUGUUUCCUGUUCUCCUGUAGCAGGUCAGCCAAACCCAAGGACAAAAGGUGCCUUUGCCAACGAGAAGCAGCCCGAGGCGAUUCUGAAAAGGACUACAACUUACUGAGGGCAACCCUUGCCGAUAAUUAGAAGGAAGGGAGAGAAACAAAGAGAAUUCCAAUAGAGUUGUGUGAUGCUCCCCAGGAGUUCCCAGGGUUACGAGGCACCUUACC